This is a messenger RNA of Colletotrichum chrysophilum, 462 nucleotides long. RefSeq lists its product as uncharacterized. Bases 1 to 462 code for a protein of 153 amino acids. The transcript has a single exon. Lineage: Eukaryota; Fungi; Ascomycota; Sordariomycetes; Glomerellales; Glomerellaceae. The record is from RefSeq and is a predicted model, not a curated record.
AUGGACGAACCCAAGAGCCCCGACGCCGGCGCCUGGACACUCGUCGUCCCCAAGCGCACCAAGAAAGUUCUCGCCAAGCCAAAAUCAAGCGAGGACACCAAGGAGAACGCUACGCAAAACACCAAAACUCCUGCAUCAAAGGAUCAAAACGUUGAACCCGCGUAUGAUGCCUCCGCCGAAUAUGAUGCGGACUUCGAAGAGAGCGAAGCCGAAAACGUCAUUGACGAUGUUCCAACUGAGAUUCCCACGUCAGAUCCCGAGGGCUUCAUUGAGGAAUAUGAUGAGUACGCUGUCAUUGAAGACAAGAUGCUGGAUCAGGCGGUGUAUGACUUUGAAAAGCGAGAGAAGUCACUGAGUCGAUUCGGAGGUCGGAAGCAUGGGACUAUCGCGGAAGCUCGCGGCAUUCGCAUGCAAAGCGUUCAGCGUAUCUAUCUGCGAGAUGACAAAAAGGCUGCAUAUUGA